AUGAAACUUACACGCGCCAUAAGCUUGACCAACUUCGUUGUGGCUGGUUCCGCUCUGGGAUUCCAAGUUUUUGUAUUAUAUCCUUGGCAUAAAGAGCUAGACGAGAGCUUCGAGAAGCUGAAGAAGGAGCAUUUGAGGGUCAUGGAUGCAGCUGGAGACAGUCUGAGUGAGCCGCAACGAAAGGCCCUCUCUGACAAGAUGAACGAACUGAAAGCUCAAAGCUCUAGAAGCUUCCACUUCGUCAACCAUGCACCCAAUCCCAGAGAAGCAAUCAGUGCUGCUAGAGAAAAGAUUUUGCCGACUAAGGACAAGCUGGCGGCUGAUGUAACAAAGGAGACUCCUACGGAUAUAUCUCUGUACGCAAGAUACGCCCUGGCUGGCGCCUUCUGUUGCGCAUUUACCCACGCCGUUCUCACUCCCGUUGAUGUCGUGAAAACAAGGAUCCAGCUCGACCCAAUUACGUACAGCAGCAGUCUAUCUAAGAGUGCACGACAUAUAGUUUCAGCAGAAGGACCAGGAGCUCUCCUGACAGGUUUAGGUCCCACUAUCGCCGGCUAUUGCCUCCAAGGCGCUUUCAAGUUCGGCGGUUACGAGUACUUCAAGGCUCGUGCGGUAGACUAUCUGGGGCAAUCGACUGCUGCUGAUAACCGAAAUGCCGUUUAUCUAGGCUCAGCUGCAGCGGCCGAGUUUCUUGGCGAUAUUGCACUUUGUCCAUUCGAAUCUGUUCGCAUACGGCUGGUAUCUCAGCCUGGCUAUGCCACCGGCUGCGUGAGCGGUCUAGCGAAACUAGCAAGAGAAGAGGGUAUCGGUGGCCUCUACUCCGGUCUGAGUCCUAUUCUCCUCAAACAGAUCCCUUAUACAAUGGCAACAUUUUUAGUCUACGAGAAGGCUAUCCAGACAGCAUAUAGCGUUGUAGACAAGAGAGAGGUCUCGUCGAUGGGGGUUACUGGUAUUAAUCUUGGUGCUGGGCUUGUUGCUGGAUUGGCUGCCGCCGUCGUCUCUCAACCCGCAGAUACGAUGUUGAGUAAAAUCAACAAGGAAAGAGCAGCCGCAGGCGAAAGUACAUCCCGUCGCUUAUUUCGCAUUGCUGGUGAGCUUGGACUGCGCGGUGCCUACACAGGCAUGCAAGCACGUGCAGUUAUGGUUAGUGGCAUGACGGCAGUACAGUUCGGCAUCUACGGAGACAUAAAGAAGAUCUUUGGGGCAACCCAUGGAGUAGAGUUGAGCGAGCAACAUGUUGCUGUAGACUCUUAUUCAGAGAAACUGCAACAAGCGGCUGUGUAG
Molecule: messenger RNA, 1284 nt
Organism: Fusarium tjaetaba
Lineage: Eukaryota; Fungi; Ascomycota; Sordariomycetes; Hypocreales; Nectriaceae
Product: phosphate transport MIR1
Exons: 5
Coding region: 1-1284 (427 amino acids)
Biological process (GO): mitochondrial phosphate ion transmembrane transport
Cellular component (GO): mitochondrial inner membrane
Molecular function (GO): phosphate transmembrane transporter activity
Source: RefSeq, a predicted model, not a curated record